Molecule: messenger RNA, 3188 nt
Organism: Amoebophrya sp. A25
Lineage: Eukaryota; Dinophyceae; Syndiniales; Amoebophryaceae
Source: the annotation of a GenBank genome assembly
UGUCCGCGGGAUAAAUUUUAUGUCCUGCUGCAAACCCGGCUACAGUAAGCCUAAGCUCGUUUGCUGUUUACGAUGAAUCGCUACAGCUUGUAUUUGAAUUUCAUAAAUGAACAUCGAUCUUUAUGCAGCGUUUUCGAAACAAUCGCGAACAGGAGAACGCAAACAUGUCUUUCAACAAGUCGCCACCAAUAGUGGCAUCCGCUUGUCACCUCGAAGGACCCGCGCACAAUAUGUUUGCGCCGCUGCUCCCACCAGGCGAGCAAACUGGGUUUGGCCGAGAGCGUCCGGGGAUCACACCUUCACGCUUGCUGAAGCCAGCGCAACUACAGCACCAUCACUCACUUACUCCUGGAGUCAAUGACCCAGAGGAGCAAGCAUCGCUGCAAUUAGAAGUAGAUAGCAUGCGAUCUCAAUCUUCGAAGAAUAUGGCGACCUUUGAUUUGGAGGAGCAGGCUUCGCAGUGUCCGUCUGAGGGUGCCUUUACACUGGCUUGGCCUGAGUUUUUCAUGCCUUCACGGCGAGAAUCUAUAGCGUCAGCGGCACCAAGCCAGUACCUACAGUCAUCGCAGAACGUCGUGCUUGGGAUUCACAAGGAAUUGCUUACCCCGAUGACGACCUUUGUUGAUGACAGAACAACAAGUGCUGACGACGGAGGACGCGCGGUGAACAACAACAGAUCACUUGCUGUUGCUAGUGGUACACCUUCUAGAAGUGCAUCAGGAUCAGCAACGGCUGCCUUAGGACGCAUUUCCGCGAUGUUACCACCAAAAAGCAGACCUACAAAGCUUAGAAGGAUCGAGGCUCAGAAUGAUGGAUGCCGCGCUCCUGAGGCUUCUAGUGCCGUCUCUACUCAGUCGCUACGUGGUAGUGCUUUCCGCAGUCCGCUGAAAAAGUUUAGUAAUGCCGAAAAUAUGAAUUGGGACCUUGGGAGAAAAGGUUCGACAGGCACCAGCUCCAUUGGCAAAACGGCACCUCCUGCUACUGCAGCGUCCUCUAGCAGUACUACUUUAGGCCCGCUACAAGCGGACGAUGUCGUACAGGAGGAAGUAGACCUGCUAGUAGUAGCAGCUAGCGCGACGAGGGAUGUCGUACAGGAGGAAGUAGACCUGCUAGUAGUUCCCUGCCAAGACGCAGCAACAGAGCAGGACAACAUAGUACCUGCCGAUACAUCUUCGCAUUCGCAGCAGACCGAUAAGCGCUUCAAGGAUUUAGUUGGUGUGGACUUUCCAGAACGCGCUCUCCAGAUGUCUUUAGACAAGCGGAAACUCUUGGGUGUGCUCGGCGAGUCAGACAUCGCGGAUCUACGUGACUGCAUCGUAGAAGUAGUUGCCGACUUCGCGGCAGAAAGUGGCGCUCUAGUACGUGCGUUUCGGCCGGUUCCAGAGUCUACGUUCUCUCAUAUUGGGGACUCGGUUUUAGAAUUGGCCGUGCGCUACUACGGAGCGGAGCUUGGCGCACUUCCAAGAGUCGUCCAGAGAGCGGCGGCCAAUCUCGUUUCUCAUUGGAAUCUAGCUGGCGACUCAGGACGGUGCAAUACAAGGGCAGAGAAUCGUCUGACGUCGGAAGCGAUUGAGGCGGACUUGGGGAGACUCGUGACUGGCAGAGAAGUCAAGCUACUGCGUAGAAUACUCGAAAGAUCGAGCGCGCAACCGACUGAUAUUGCUGGACGAGAAUCCCGUGAAGAUCAACAGUCUGAACCGAACGAUGUUGCAGCCGCGCUGAAGACACUCUGUGAAUCAGUAUCGGGUAUGGAAGUCCACUAUUUGGAGCAUCCCGGAAAGAGUCUGCGAGAGCGCAUUCACAAUGAGAUUGCACUCGCGAGUGAAUACUUCGGCGUACCACUAGGAACGUCGCUGGAACGGCAACAGGAGGGGGCGGGCCUGCCAGCAUCGGGCGAUGCAGUAGCUGUGAUCGAUGUACCCGAGAAGGUGCCCGCGAGGACAUGCGAUACGGGCGCUGAUGGGUCAGCUGGAGCAGCAGGUAUCCCAACAUGUAUCGCGAGCAACAGCAACAAGACCACUGUCGAAGCGAGAGCGUACGCAGGAGGAAAAGGUGGCCCAACUUAUAGCAAUGCAGCACCCGACCGUGACGACUCGUUGCAGCAGAGUAGAGGUAACUCACCACGAAAGAAGAAACAAGCAAAAAGUUCUACAAGUGGAAGGUCCGCACCGCUGCCAGCACCUUCGUCCCCCUCGUCCUCAGACGGAGGUGUUGUCUUGAAGGGACCAGGAGUGCAUUUGAAAAAGAGGCCGCCCCUAAUAGAUGGUGAUGAGGAGACUGAUGCUGGAAGCCGGAGAGAUGCUUCUGAGAUUGCCGUGGGACAAGUCGAAUUGAAGUCGAAUGGAAGACCCCCUCUGCAAGAGACAUGUGAUAACCUGAACCUCGAUUUCCACGAGGAAUACAUACCGGCUCGCGCGUGGAUAGAUGGAGGAAGACAGCAGGAGAAUACUGAACGAUGUCACAGCGCAUGGAAUGAACUCGAGUUCUGGCAAAAAGGGAACAUUUGGUGGGUCAUUUCACUGCUAAACGAUCUUGCUGUCGCGAAAGGGAUGCCUGGGAAGCAGAUGAUACCCUACGGUAAAUACGUGUGCCAGGACUAUGACUUUGUGUACGAGAACGACAAGGCCUACGUUGCGCUUGCAAUAGGGAAGAAGAAACAGGUAGAACAAGACUGCGAUCAAACAGCUGCAUGGCGGUGGCUUCUAGAUUUCGCGCAAUACUGCGAGAAGGAGGUGGACGAGAAGAAGACCUCCACGAAGCAGCGUGAUAAUGGACGUGGUCCUUCACCGACAAAGUCAAAGUCAAACAAGCGCAACAAAAAGUCACCAGCUAAGAUAAAGGUCGCGCAAAAGCGACUACAACAAGCCGAACAAGCCAUUCAGUGUCAACCGCACAACACGACGAGCACAUCAAAUACCACUUCAUCCAGUAGGCCGCAUGAUAAAGAGGACAAGAAGACAAAUAAGCCAGGUUCUUCUUCUGCUGUACUGAAGCGGCGCGAAGAAAUAGACAAAGAGAACUCUGUGCCAUUUUUUUAGCCCCCUGACCAGCGCGGGUAGAAGUAACCACCUUGAGUUUUUCCUAUUCUUAUUUUUCCCAUCUAUCUUUUCAACUCUAUGGAGGUGAUUCUUCCUCCAGUCUCAGACUAUCCAACAAGAACCUACACAGCGGCCUCACAUGAUGUCGAG